This is a messenger RNA of Syngnathoides biaculeatus (alligator pipefish), 2387 nucleotides long. Its product is annotated as CYFIP-related Rac1 interactor B-like. The coding region runs from base 1247 to 2236 and encodes 329 amino acids. The transcript has 10 exons. Gene Ontology annotation, biological process: positive regulation of T cell activation; regulation of actin filament polymerization. Lineage: Eukaryota; Metazoa; Chordata; Actinopteri; Syngnathiformes; Syngnathidae. Gene Ontology annotation, molecular function: small GTPase binding. The record is from RefSeq and is a predicted model, not a curated record.
ACCUCCGUGAGGAUAAGCGGCUCAGAUGGAGGGAACCGCGAGUCGGCGCCACUGGAGGCUGUCGUUCUCAUCUUUGUCCAGCAGGCGACAGCAAAGCGAGGCAUUCAAAUUCAUUUUUAUUUUCGCUCGCGAUCAUAAUCAUCGUUUUUGGCGGUGUCGACGUGUGAGCUGAGGUGAAAUUAAAAAUUGAAACGGUGAAAUUUGAAGUCUUUUAUUUUCCGUUGUGCUUUUUGGGGGGCGUUGCGUUCGCGUUCCUUCGCUCGUGCUGCGUUCACGUCACCCUGAUGCGCUCGUGUCGACGCCUCGGCCCCUCGCGCUCGCCGAUUGGCUGCUUUCUCAGGAAACGUUUCCUUUUAUAGUUAACGGAGAGCCGAGCGACCCACUUCCGGGUAGGCGGCAUGUCGGAUCACCUGGGCCCGCGGACGCGAUCGAUCCCGCAUUGAUCGAUCGGCUUCUCGGCGAAGGUGAGCACCGCGGCCGGCGCCGCCCGGGGGAGAUAGGGACGGGGGUCUCGGUCUUUGCGGGUCUGGGCGGGUCUAGCGGGUUCAGACUUGUCGACAGCAAAGUUCCGAGCGGAGUCGCCCCAAAAAGUGGCGGUCGCCAACAUCAUGCAGACAAGUACUUCCGGUUCGAGCGAAAGGACGGCGGCCAUUUCAUUAGGUACAGCGGCUCCUCGCCACUGUCGCAAUAUUCGGGACAGCUUUACGAGCGACCAGUGACGUCAGCAGACGGGCGACGUCGGCCUCCGAAAAAAAGCAAAGUUAAACCAAAGCGCCAGAUGGAAAUCCGAAAUAUGCUCAUAAAGGAGCACAACCGUGCCAAAAUAAGCAACGUGACGCCGACCUCUAAAAAAGCACGCAAACAAAAGUUGUUACAUCAUCAUCAUCAUCUUUCUUUCGCUUUGUUAGUGUGCACAAAUGAAAUGUUUGAACGUUUGCGGCCGGGAUGAAAAGUUGCGCUGCCGCUCGCCGACGGAAGGAGCCCGGCGGCCGAUUCGAUUCGAGUCGCCGGAGGGGCCGACCUCGACCUCGACCUCCUGACCCGAACGUCACCGCUUCGCUCGCAAGUUUUUUGAUUGAAAACGUUCACGUGCCAAUUUGGUGCCGGUUAGUUAAGCGUUGUGAGGAUUUGUACAAAAUGACGUUUCUUGACCGUUACGUACGAAUGAAGAGGAAUCGUUUGUCAAAGUGGGGGGGGGGGAGAAAAAAAAGGCCAACUUUGCCCCCCAGGUUUGCUUUGCGCCACAAUGGGGAACUUGAUCAAAGUGCUGAGCAGAGACAUCGACAACAACGCCGGAAACUUCUUCUUGGACUUUGAGAACGCGGAGGCGUCGUGGUCGGAGAAGGACGUCUGGGAGAAGGUCGACGGGGUGCUGACGGAGGCUCGGCUCAUCCUGGACGAGCUGCAGGCGUACGAGGGAGCCGGGGAGGAGAUCCGAACGGCCAUCCGGAGUCCGAGCGAGGAGGGCGUCCAGGAGAGGGCCUGGUCCGCCGUCCUUCCUCUGGUCGCCAAACUCAAACGCUUCUACCAGUUCUCCCACGAGCUCGAGGCGAGCCUCAGGUGUCUGCUGGAGAUCUUCAGCAAUCCCGAAACUCCGCCCACUCAGCAGCUGGAAACCAAGCAGGCGCUCGCCAGGCAGUUCGCGCUCAUCCUGCACUUCACGCUGCGCUUCGACGAGCUCAAGAUGACCAUCCCGGCCAUCCAGAACGACUUCAGCUACUACAGGCGCACCAUCAGUCGCAUGCGAAUCAACAACCUGCGCGGGGACGCGGACACGGAGGUGGACAACGAGCUGGCCAAUCGCAUGUCUCUGUUCUACGCCAGCGCCACGCCCAUGUUGAAGACGCUCAGCGACGCCACCAUCAAGUUUGUCUCUGAUGUCGAAUCCCGAAGUUCCCUUGGAGAACACCACCGACUGUCUGAGCACCAUGGCCAGCGUGUGCAAAGUCAUGCUGGAGACACCGGAGUACAGAAGUCGCUUCGCCAGCGAGGAGACGUUGCUGUUUUGUCUGCGCGUGAUGGUGGGCGUCAUCAUCCUCUACGACCACGUGCACCCGGCGGGCGCCUUCGUCAAGACCUCCAACAUCGACGUGAAAGGAUGCAUUCGGGUGCUCCGGGAGCAGCCGGCGACCAGCGUGGAAGGUCUCCUGGACGCGCUCAGGUCAGGUACACCACGAAGCACCUGAACGACGAGGCCACGCCCAAACACAUCAGGAACAUGCUGAGCAACAACUGAACGGCAGCGCCGCCUCCCGCUUCCUGUCGCGACGACGGCUGUUUCUUUUUCGUUUUUCUGGACUUCUUCUUUGGUGCCAAAGUGCCCCCCCCCCCAUCUUUAGCCACGGCGGGCAAGCUAACGCUAGGCUAGGCCAGCUGCAAAAAUACGC